UUUUAACCGAUUUGUAUGUUUACAGCCAUCCUCAAAGGUGCAGAUCUUGAAACUUUAUCAGCCAAAAAAGUUCGUCAGCAGCUUGAGGAGCAGCUUGGUGUUGACCUUUCAGAUCGAAAAAAGGAAAUAGACUCAAUCAUCAUGGCUGAUGUAGAAGAUCAAGUUAACUCACACUCAGAUGAGGAGGUAUCAGAGGAGGAAGUUCCCAAAGCCAAGGAGGAUUCAGAGUCAGAGCCAGAAUCGGAGGGUAAGGGUGGUGAUGAUGAUGAUUACGAACCCGGUUCCAAGAAAGGCGCAAGAAAACCUAAGGCUAGUCCCAAGAAACGUAAAGCUGAUGAUGACGAUGACUCUGAUGAAGAAUGGGGCAAGAGGAAGAAGGCACCCAAAAAGGGUGGUGGCGGCGGUGGCGGUGGCCGUGGUAAAAAAUCUGCUUUUACCAAGUCCUUCAAAUUGUCUCCUGAAUUGGCCGAUGUUGUGGGCUCAGAUGUGAUGCCUCGUCAUGAAGUUGUAAAGAAGCUAUGGGCGGUCAUUAAGGAACGGGAGCUGCAGGAUCCUAAGAAUAAGCAAUAUGCAAUCUGUGAUGACCAACUAUUGAAAGUGAUUGGUGUAAAGCGCUUCCUACUUUUUUUGGGUUUAAAAAACACCUAA
This is a messenger RNA of Cherax quadricarinatus, 648 nucleotides long. Lineage: Eukaryota; Metazoa; Arthropoda; Malacostraca; Decapoda; Parastacidae. The record is from RefSeq and is a predicted model, not a curated record.